CUCGUCGAGUUACAGCGUGACCAGGACUGUAUCACGAGCAAAUACUUACCGGUAAUUGACCGGCUUAUCCUUCCGUAUUUAUAUCCUUGCAGCUCUUUCAGCCCUACUGUCCCGCUAGAUGCCUCUCAAUACUCAGUUGACUAAACUUCUUGGAAUACGCAUCCCUGUCAUUCAAGGAGGGAUGCAAUGGGUCGGCCUACCAGCGUUGGCUGCUGCAGUGUCAGAGGCCGGAGGACUAGGAAUCCUCACGGCUCUGUCACAACCUAGUCCUCAGGCCCUUCGUGAAGCUAUACGGAAAACGCGAAGACUCACCUCCAAACCGUUUGGCGUGAACAUUACUCUGCUGCCUACGAUCAAUCCUCCAGAUUACGAAGGUUACGCUCGAGUUGCAGUUGAAGAAGGUGUACGGAUCUUUGAAACAGCUGGAAACAACCCUGGCCCGUUAAUCAAGUAUUUCAAAUCUCAAGGUUGCAUCGUACUUCACAAAUGUACCACCAUUCGUCACGCCAAGAGUGCUGAGAGGUUAGGUGUUGACGUUCUCAGUAUUGACGGCUUUGAAUGUGCUGGACACCCCGGGGAAGAGGAUAUCGGAGGAUUGGUUUUGCUUGCUCGGGCAGCUAAAGAGCUCAAGGUACCAUAUAUCUCCUCCGGAGGCAUCGCAGAUGGAAGAGGGCUGGCCGCAUCAUUGGCACUUGGAGCAUCGGGCGCAAAUAUGGGAACGCGAUUCAUGUGCACGGUCGAGAGCCCUAUUCACGAGAACAUCAAAAAGAAGAUUGUUUCAUCCACAGAGCGUGACACUGUUCAUAUCUUCCGUACCUUGCACAACACCGCCCGUGUUUUCAAGAACAAGGUAUCCGUCGAGGUGGUCAAGAUUGAGAACCGACCGGGAGGAGCCAAGUUUGAAGACGUUCGUGAUCUCGUAUCGGGCCAGCGGGGGAAGCUGGUGUAUGAGAAUGGUGAUCCCGACUAUGGGAUUUGGUCUGCUGGAAUUUGUAUUGGGUUAAUUGAUGACAUUCCAACAUGCAAAGAGCUUUUGGAAAGAAUGGAGAGGGAGGCAGAGGAGAUUAUCGGGAAGACAGCCUCUUUGAUAACUCCCAGAUCUAGAUUAUGAUUCGACUUAAUACAAGGCGUGCUGUUGUAUCCUCCUCUGUAGCCAGACAUAAUGGAUUCACUGUUCGAAGGCGGCUCUAUCUCCGGCCC
This is a messenger RNA of Marasmius oreades (fairy-ring Marasmius), 1200 nucleotides long. RefSeq lists its product as uncharacterized. The coding region runs from base 119 to 1111 and encodes 330 amino acids. Lineage: Eukaryota; Fungi; Basidiomycota; Agaricomycetes; Agaricales; Marasmiaceae. Gene Ontology annotation, molecular function: nitronate monooxygenase activity. The transcript is spliced from 9 exons. The record is from RefSeq and is a predicted model, not a curated record.